Messenger RNA from Mercenaria mercenaria, 786 nucleotides. Its product is annotated as beta-1,3-galactosyltransferase 5-like. The record is from RefSeq and is a predicted model, not a curated record. Gene Ontology annotation, molecular function: hexosyltransferase activity. The transcript has a single exon. Gene Ontology annotation, cellular component: membrane. Lineage: Eukaryota; Metazoa; Mollusca; Bivalvia; Venerida; Veneridae. The coding region runs from base 1 to 786 and encodes 261 amino acids.
AUGCGAAAAGCCAUCCGGGAAACUUAUGGAUCAAUAUCACGUGACAGAAUUGCAACCGUACACGGUCUAAAAAUAGAACAUAUUGUUAGACUGGUUUUCGUGGUUGGAAGAUGUUGUAACGAUACUUUCGAAGCAAUGAUUGACAUAGAAAAUAUGAAGUAUAAGGAUAUGUUGAAAGUAGAUGUGGUUGAUUCAUAUCAAAAUCUCACAAGGAAGUUGCUACAUGCUUUCAAAUGGAUAAAUUUGUAUUGUAAAGAUGUGACGUAUGUACUUAAAGCUGAUGAAGAUGUGUUUGUAAAUAUCGGAAUGUUAUUGAAACAAUUAAAUUUUGAAAAACCUUAUCAUAAGGGAAACAUUUUUGGACACAUUUUCGAUACUGACGAACAUCUAGAAGUGAAAAGGACUAAAACAAAGUGGGGAGUAAACUUAAUGGAGUAUCCGCUUGACAGGUAUCCUCCGUAUGCCCAAGGAACGUCGUACACCCUGACAAAAAAUCUUAUUCCAAAAAUAGUUGCGACUUCACAACUUCUGCCAUAUUUACAUAUAGAAGACGUGUUUAUAACUGGAAUUGUUGCUAGUAAAAUACAUGGUGCGAGGCUGGUGCAUUUAAAAGGAACAUCUAACUGGGGCGACCGGAAGCCUGUUCCGUGCCAAUUUGUAGAUACAGGACGUAUAGCUCAGACAACAAUGACAUCUAGGUUAAUGUACGCCACAUGGGAAGCUUUGCAGUCAUAUAAUGAUACAUGUAGGGCAACGGUUCAGCCAAAUGUCACUUUAAACUUAUGA